AGUACUACUUUGCAGACCAUAAGAACGACAUCGCCUUUUUCGUCGUACAGUGCCAAUGUAAAAUGUACGAUGCGCGACUUUACACGCCGCCACCGCGCGCGAUGUCCGUGCACAGUAGUGCUGAAGUUCGCGCGCCUCUGCUCCAUAUUAUUCUCCCCUGCGCCGACGCUGCGCUGCGCCACCCCCUCCCGUCCUGUGAGCUGCUCCGCGCGUGAGUGUAUCUCUCGCUCUCUCUCUCGCUGUGUAUCUCCGUGCUUCCCGAGCCGCUCUCUCCUGCUCAGUGUUAGUCUGCUCGCCAUGGCGGAGGGACGCGGAGAGAUACCGCCUCAGCCGCCGCUUCACUUCUCCUUACCCCCGGCCAGCAAGCGACCGUGCUUGCGCCCCGCUCCCCGGGGGCCCGGUCCGGGGCCGGGGCCGGGCUUCCCCAACCCGCGGUUCCAGUGUCCCGAGUCGCUGCUGGACUGCGCGGCUAAGGCCGUGGCGGAGAAGUGGGCCUUCGAGAGGGUGGAGGAGCGCUUCGAGCGGAUUCCGGAGCCGGUGCAGCGACGCAUCGUCUACUGGUCCUUCCCGAGGAACGAAAGGGAGAUUUGCAUGUAUUCGUCAUUUCAGUGCCGGGGAGCCGGCGAGGACGGUCCGGCGGCGGGCGCCGGGGCUCCCGUUGGAUCUGGGGCUGUCCCUGGCGGGGUGUCCGGCGCUGUGGGGAAUGCGGUGGCAGGAGGCAGUGGAGAGGGACUACCUUUCCGGAGGGGGAUCCGGCUCCUUGAGAGCGGAUGCGUUGAGAACGUGCUGCAAGUCGGUUUCCACCUCAGUGGCACAGUAACUGAGCCAGCCUCUGGGUCUGAACCCGAGACCACCCACAAGGUGGCUAUCAGCUUUGACCGCUGCAAGAUCACGUCUGUGACCUGCGGUUGCGGAAACCGUGACAUCUUCUACUGCGCCCAUGUGGUGGCCCUGUCGCUGUACCGCAUCCGCAAACCCGACCAGGUCAAGCUGCGGCUGCCCAUCUCAGAGACCCUAUUCCAGAUGAACCGUGACCAACUGCAGAAGUUUGUACAGUACUUGAUUACAGCUCACCACACUGAGGUCUUGCCCACUGCACAGAAACUGGCAGAUGAGAUCCUUUCCUCCAACUCUGAGAUCAACCAAGUCCAUGGUGCUCCAGACCCCACAGCGGGUGCCAGUAUUGAUGAUGACAACUGCUGGCACCUAGACGAAGAGCAGGUUAGGGAACAGGUCAAGCAGUUCCUCUCCCAGGGUGGCUAUUACGGCUCGGGCAAGCAGCUCAACUCCAUGUUUGCCAAGGUGCGGGAGAUGCUGCGGAUGCGGGACUCAAACGGGGCAAGGAUGCUGACUCUAAUCACAGAGCAGUUCAUGGCAGACCCCCGCCUUUCUCUGUGGAGGCAGCAGGGCACAGGCAUGACGGACAAGUGCCGGCAGCUGUGGGACGAACUGGGUGCCCUAUGGGUGUGCAUUGUGUUGAACCCGCACUGCAAGAGUGAGGAGAAGAGUGGCUGGCUGCGGCAGCUCAAGAAGUGGAGUGACAUGGACGUGUGCCCCCUUGAGGACGGGAACUAUGGCAGUGAACUGCCCAACAUCACCAAUGCCCUGCCGCAGAGCAACCUCAACCAGGACUCACUGGCUCGACCUAGGAGAACGGUCUUCACCCGUGCCAUGGAGGCCUGCGACUUGCACUGGCAGGACAGCCACCUGCAGAGGAUCAUCAGCAGCGACUUCUACAUGUCACCAUCAUACCAGCGGGAGGGCGAGAGCCUGCUUUUCAACCAGCAGGGCCUGCCACUGUGGCUCGACCAUGUGCCCACAGCAUGCGCACGAGUCGACGCCCUGCGCUCCCACGGUUACCCCCGCGAAGCCCUCCGCCUGGCAGUGGCCAUCAUCAACACCCUGCGGCUGCAGCAGCAGCGCCAGCUGGACAUCUACAAGCACCAGAAGAAAGAGCUGCUACAGAGAGGUGUGACCACCACCACCAAUCUGGAGGGCUGGGUGGGCCACCCGCUGGACCCCAUUGGGUGCCUCUUUGAAACCCUGACUGAGACCUGCCGCCUGGAGGACGACAACGCCAUGGAUACAGGCGACUCUGAGCCCAAACCGCCCGUCUACCAUCACGUGCCCGUGUGGGGCAGCCCGGAUGGCGGGGAGUCCUACCUGGCACUGGCCCUUGAGGUGGCGCUAAUGGGCAUGGGGCAGCAGCGCGUGAUGCCUGAGGGUCUGUAUGCUCAGGAUAAGGUGUGCCGCAACGAGGAGCAGAUUGUGGCCCGCCUGCAGGAGAUGGAGCUGGACGAGGUGCUGGUUCAGACGCUCCGCAAACAGGCCGUGCUCCUCCUGGAAGGGGGUCCCUUCAGUGGCCUAGGUGAGGUCAUCCACCGAGAGAGUGUCCCCAUGCACACCUUUGCCAAGUACCUGUUCACUGCACUGUUGCCGCAUGACGCCGAUCUGGCCUACAAGAUAGGCCUACGAGCUAUGAGGCUUCCCGUGCUGGAGUCAACAGCCCCAUCAGGCGACGUUGGCCACCCGCACCACGGUAUCUCCAUUGUGCCCAGCCGCUACCCGCGAUGGUUUACAUUGGGCCACCUGGAGUCACAGCAGUGUGAGCUGGCCUCCACCAUGCUGACUGCCGCCAAAGGGGACAUGCUGAGGCUGCGGACUGUGCUGGAGGCCAUCCAGAAGAACAUCCACUCCUCGUCCCUCAUCUUCAAGUUGGCUCAAGAUGCCUUUAAGAUCGCCACGCCUGCUGAAAACCCUCCGGACAUCACGCUGCUCAACGUGGCAUUGGAACUGGGCCUGCAGGUGAUGCGAAUGACACUGUCCACACUAAACUGGAGACGCAGAGAGAUGGUCCGCUGGCUGGUUACCUGCGCCACCGAAGUCGGCCUACGUGCACUUGUGAGCAUCCUACAGAGCUGGUACACCCUCUUCACCCCCACUGAGGCCACCAGCAUUGUCGCAGCUACCGUCAUGUCCCACAACACCAUCCUGCGACUGAGCCUGGACUACCCGCAGCGUGAGGAGCUGGCCAGCUGUGCCCGCACGCUGGCCCUGCAGUGCGCCAUGAAGGACCCGCAGAACUGCGCCUUGUCAGCCCUCACGCUCUGUGAGAAGGACCACAUAGCCUUUGAGACAGCCUACCAGAUUGUCAUCGACGCGGCCUCCACGGGCAUGACCUACUCACAGCUCUUCACCAUCGCCCGCUACAUGGAGCACCGCGGCUACCCACUGCGAGCCUUCAAACUGGCCUCUCUUGCCAUGACGCACCUCAACCUGGCCUACAACCAGGACACACAUCCAGCUAUCAAUGACGUGCUUUGGGCCUGCGCCCUCAGCCACUCCCUGGGCAAGAACGAGCUGGCUGCCAUCAUCCCCCUGGUGGUGAAGAGUGUGCACUGUGCCACGGUGCUUUCGGACAUCCUGCGGCGAUGCACCAUGACAGCACCGGGGCUCGCCGGCAUCCCUGGUCGGCGCAACUCCGGGAAGCUCAUGUCCACUGACAAGGCGCCACUGCGACAACUGCUGGACGCCACCAUCAGCGCUUACAUCAACACAACCCACUCCCGCCUCACACACAUCAGCCCGCGGCACUACGGCGAGUUCAUAGAGUUCCUCAGCAAGGCCCGGGAAACCUUUCUGCUGGCUCAAGACGGACACAUCCAAUUUGCCCAGUUCAUUGACAACCUCAAACAGAUAUAUAAGGGCAAAAAGAAACUGAUGAUGUUGGUGAGAGAACGAUUCGGCUGACCUUUCUCCUCCCACGUGGUUUGGUCAGCUAUAGGGGACAAUAAUAUUUUAAACAUUUAUUUAACCUUUUCCCUCUUAUUUUCUUCGGGAAUGGCAGUUCUUUGAAAAAGAAUCACUUCAUUCUAAUGUUCUAAAAUUAGAGAAAAUUGAACAAGUGAAAAGAAUGGAUGUGUUUUUAUUGUUUUCUUUUAAUAAUUGAAAUUGAAAAAAGUAAAGUGGCACAUAAAGAAAAACCAAAAUAGUUUGAGGGGAUGUGGUGAGCCAGGGACGGCUCUCCCUCGCUGAUAGAAAGCUGUUUCAGGGGGUUCGUGAUCGACCGAAAGUUGUCAUACCAAAACCUUGGCGGGCAGAGCACAGUCGUCAUACCUCUAUCGUAUUCCAAGGAUCAGCUUUAACGCUCAGCCGAAGGGCCAAGCCUCGGCACGACGCGCGGCCUGAACGAGGACCCAAAACCACGACACUUCAACGCCUUUACCACCAAUCCCCGAGUACGUGCGACCUGACCUGCAGAGAUUUCCCCACCCUGGCCCCGGACACCCAGCCAAGCCACACGUCAGAAUUGUUGUUUUUACUUUUAUUUAUUCUAGAUCUUCUGUCUUUUCUUUUAAUGAAGGUACUUUUCAGAAAAGGAAAAGAAAAUGGAAAAGGAGUACCGUAUUACUUCAAAUUAGCACCUCCCUUGAAUAUGUAUCAGGCCCUUGAGGGGACAAGUCCCAGCAUCCCCUGUGUUGGCGCAGAUACAGCAGGUCCUAAGACUGUAAAAUUUGAACAGCAUUGGAUGGAGGUUGUAACGAUGUCUGAGUAACUGAAGACUGAACAAGAAAGU
Molecule: messenger RNA, 4576 nt
Organism: Scleropages formosus (Asian bonytongue)
Lineage: Eukaryota; Metazoa; Chordata; Actinopteri; Osteoglossiformes; Osteoglossidae
Gene: zswim5
Product: zinc finger, SWIM-type containing 5
Exons: 14
Coding region: 70-3750 (1226 amino acids)
Cellular component (GO): Cul2-RING ubiquitin ligase complex
Source: RefSeq, a predicted model, not a curated record